Molecule: messenger RNA, 567 nt
Organism: Chlorella variabilis
Lineage: Eukaryota; Viridiplantae; Chlorophyta; Trebouxiophyceae; Chlorellales; Chlorellaceae
Exons: 4
Coding region: 1-567 (188 amino acids)
Biological process (GO): maturation of SSU-rRNA from tricistronic rRNA transcript (SSU-rRNA, 5.8S rRNA, LSU-rRNA)
Cellular component (GO): nucleolus; 90S preribosome; preribosome, small subunit precursor
Source: RefSeq, a predicted model, not a curated record
AUGGUGAAACGGGCCAAGCUUGCGGCCAAGAAGGCCAGAAAGCUGCUGGAGGGUGAGCGGGUGGCAGCCCCUGCAGCGGCAGCUCAGGAGGGACCCGCACCUCCCAUGCACAUCCAGCGAAAACUCACCCGCAAAGUCAAAUUCCUAGAGCGCGUGGCAGCCACCAAGCUGUCGGCCAGCAAAGGCGGCGUCACAAAGAAGAAGAAGAAGAGGCCAUCCGUGGCACUCACCGACCUCGCCUCGCUCACCGCCUCCCUCAACGAGGCGGCGGCGGGGCUGGAGGGCGGCGGCCCUCAGCGCCGCCAGUUCGGGCGCAGCGUGGGCACGCAGCGCGGGCGGGAGAGGGUGGCGGCGGUGGAGAUGCAGCGCCUGCAGCAGGUGCUGCAGCACCCGCAGUUUGUGGCAAACCCGCUGGCAGCCGUGACCAGCCACCUGGCGGCCACGCUGCCCGCCGCUCCGCCGCCGCCCAGCACACAGGCGGCCAAGGACCCGGCGCAGCUGCGGCGGGAGAAGAAGAAGCGGCGCAAGGAGCGGGCGGCGGCGGGGCGCGCCAUGGCAGAUGACUGA